AUGGGGGUCCCUCUGCAGGGCACUGCAUACGCAUGCACUAUGUGUCAGACUGCUGGCCUGUAUCCGAAACCGAGAGACGAGAGCCAACGAUCUAUGCAGCCCCGGGUCCUCGAAGGGUCGGCAGCCACGCUCCAGCCUCGAUCGAGCCUCUCGGAACAGUUCCCGAGGGGGGACAGUGGCCCAACGGCCAUUGACCGAUGGUGCGGAGGUCGUAUUCACAUGGGCAUCACGACAAUUAAACCCCUAGGGGAACUCCUAUGUGGAGGGUCGCGAUGUUCCAAAUUUCCACAGCCGCACUGCUCCCAAGGCCUCUCCGCGGUCUUCGCGGCCCGGACGAGCCUGGGUCGGACCCGGACGCCGAAGCUCGAGUCCGGCGGCGGUCGCGGCAGUCUCACAUCACAUCCCCAGAACGCCAAAGAACACCGCGCGAUGUUCCUUGGGCUCUUGUUCUGCUUCCGACCUUGGCCAUCUCGAGCUUCAAAACAACAGAACCAAAACGACCCGACCGGGACCGCACAACCCAGUCAGCAAAACCGCAUUCACUUUACAUUUGCGUCAACGAGCACCGCCGACACGACUGGCGAAGACGCUGAAGAAGACAAGAAGCGCUGCAAAAACCUCUUCUACGAGUACGCAUGCGGCCACUUCGCGUUCGUGAUCCCCUCGCACUACGGGAAGUGCCGCGGACGGCAAUGCCAACCUUCCCGCUUCAAGAAGCGCAUGCUCCCGCUGCGCUGCGCAGACUGCGGUGGGACUGGUGGGUGGCGGGGUUGA
Thermothielavioides terrestris NRRL 8126 is the source of this 774-nucleotide messenger RNA. RefSeq lists its product as uncharacterized. The coding region runs from base 1 to 774 and encodes 257 amino acids. The record is from RefSeq and is a predicted model, not a curated record. Lineage: Eukaryota; Fungi; Ascomycota; Sordariomycetes; Sordariales; Chaetomiaceae. The transcript has 4 exons.